GCGCAGAAGCAGAAGCUGUUCAGCAGACAGCGCAUGUGUGGAUCCUGCCAGACCUAUCAUUUGACCUUGCGUUCGCGCCCUUUCAAGCCAGUUUCUUGUGGGACGGGGAGGGGCGGGUGCCAUUCUCGGGGCGGUGGUCUAGCUCGAAGAUUUGGACAAGUGUUGGCCAUUGCUUACCGCUUGGCGAGUGUCUUUGGCAAUAACCAGCCAUGUCGAAGAUGCAUCCGACCACGAGCGAUUAUGAGCGGCGUAAGCAAAUCAGUGUCAGAGGAAUAGCUCAAGUCGAAAAUGUGGCCAACAUCAAGAAAACUUUUAAUCGGCAUGUGCACUACACUCUAGUUAAGGACCGCAACGUUGCAACCACGAGAGAUUACUACUUUGCAUUGGCCCACACCGUUCGCGACCACUUGGUCUCGCGAUGGAUAAGGACUCAACAAAGCUAUCACGACAAAGACCCCAAGCGUGUGUACUACCUGUCUCUGGAGUACUACAUGGGACGCACCCUGCAGAACACCAUGAUUAACCUGGGUAUCCAGAGCGCCUGCGACGAAGCCCUCUACCAGGUGGGUCUGGACAUCGAAGAGCUGCAGGACGUGGAGGAGGACGCCGGCCUGGGGAAUGGCGGUCUGGGCCGCCUCGCCGCCUGCUUCCUUGACUCCAUGGCCACCAUCGGACUGGCCGCUUACGGCUACGGCAUCCGCUACGAGUACGGCAUCUUUGCGCAGAAGAUCAAGGAUGGUGGCCAGACGGAGGAGCCCGACGACUGGCUGCGGUUCGGCAACCCCUGGGAGAAGGCUCGGCCCGAGUACGUCCUGCCCGUCUGCCUCUACGGCCGCAUGGACAAGGGCAAGUGGAUCGAUAACCAGGUGGUGUUCGCUCUGCCGUACGAUACGCCGAUUCCCGGCUACCAGAACAACGUGGUCAACACGCUGCGCCUGUGGUCGGCCAUGUCGGCUGCCAGCUUCAACCUGCAGUUCUUCAACAAUGGCGACUACAUUCAGGCGGUAUUGGACCGUAACCUAGCGGAGAACAUAACACGCGUGCUGUACCCGAACGACAAUUUCUUCGAGGGCAAGGAGCUGCGACUGAAGCAGCAGUACUUCAUGGUGGCGGCCACCAUACAGGACGUGCUGCGCCGCUUCAAGGCGUCUACGUACGGCUCGCGCGAGCCGAAACGCGUCUCGUUCGAGACGUUCCCGGACAAGGUGGCCAUCCAGCUGAACGACACGCACCCGUCGCUGGCCAUCCCGGAGCUGAUGCGCGUCUUCCUGGACGUCGAGAAGCUCUCCUGGGACGAGGCCUGGGGGCUAGUCACCCGCACCUGCGCCUACACCAAUCACACGGUGCUGCCAGAGGCGCUGGAGCGCUGGCCGGUCAGCAUGCUGGGCAACAUGCUGCCCCGACACCUGGAAAUCAUCUACGAGAUCAACUGGCGCUUCCUGGACGAGGUGAACCACCGCUGGCCGGGUGACUUGGACCGGCUGAAGCGCAUGUCGCUGGUGGAGGAGGACGGCGAGAAGCGCGUCAAUAUGGCCCACCUAGCCAUUGUAGGCUCGCACGCCGUCAACGGCGUGGCAGCCAUCCACUCGGAGAUCAUCAAACGCGAUGUAUUCAAGGACUUCAGUGAGAUGACGCCGGAAAAGUUCCAGAACAAGACGAACGGCAUCACGCCGCGCCGCUGGCUGCUGCUCUGUAACCCGGGCCUGUCGGACGUCAUCGCUGACAAAAUCGGCGAGGAUUGGAUCAUUCACCUGGAACAGCUGACCAAGCUGAAAGACUUGGUGAACGACGCCGCCUUCGUGCGUGCCGUGCAGAAGGUGAAGCAGGAGAACAAGAUGAACGUGGCCAACGUGCUGACCAAGCAGUACGAUGUCCAGGUCAACCCAGCCUCCAUGUUCGACAUCCAGGUGAAGCGGAUCCACGAGUACAAGCGCCAGCUGCUCAACUGCAUGCACGUCAUCACGAUGUACAACCGGAUCAAGAAGGACCCAGCCGCGGCGUGGGUGCCGCGCACGGUGAUGGUCGGCGGUAAGGCGGCGCCUGGCUAUCACAUGGCCAAGCAGAUCAUCCGACUCAUCAUCGCCGUCGGCAACAUCGUCAACAACGACCCCGCCGUCGGCGACAAACUCAAGGUGAUCUUCCUGGAGAACUACCGGGUGACGCUGGCGGAGCGCAUCAUCCCGGCGGCCGACCUGAGCGAACAGAUCUCCACGGCCGGCACCGAGGCGUCCGGCACCGGCAACAUGAAGUUCAUGCUGAACGGCGCGCUCACCGUCGGCACUCUGGACGGCGCCAACAUCGAGAUGCGCGACGAGAUGGGGCCCGACAACAUCUUCAUCUUUGGUAUGACCGUGGACGAGGUGGAGGCGCUGAAGCGACGCGGCUACAACGCGCACGAGUACUACAACCGGCUGCCCGAGCUACGCCAGUGCAUCGACAUGAUCAGCAGCGGCUUCUUCUCGCCGCACGACCUCAAUCAGUUCAAGGACGUGGUGGACAUGCUGAUGAACCACGAUCGCUUCUUGCUGUUCGCCGAUUACGAGGCCUACAUCCGCUGCCAGGACGAGGUUGACAAGCUCUACAUGAACCCGGACGCUUGGACGAAGAAGGCCAUCAUGAACAUCGCGUCGUCGGGCAAGUUUUCGAGCGACCGCACGAUCGCCGAGUACGCGCGUGACAUCUGGGGCGUGGAGCCCAGCUGGGAGAAGAUGCCGCCGCCGGACCAGCCCCGCGAGUAGCCGCUCCUCCGGCCGCCAGCGCCGGCCGCUGUAGGGUUGUGAGGCCGGCUCAGCAGCGGGUCGGGCUGUCCAGUCGGGCUGGAAAUUUCUGCGUCUGCGGAGGGCUUGGGGCGAGUUAGACCGCCGUCUAGUCAAGGAAACAGGGAGCAGCAUGGUUGUGCUUCACCGGAGUCAUCGCUGUGUUUUCAGUCGCGUCGGCACGGAUUGGUCCCAAUAUGCUGUGAAAAUGCUGCCAGGAUUGUUGUCUUGUUAAGAUGUUUACGCAAUUUUGCGGGUGUCUUGCGUUUGUUUUUUAGAUGGCAAAGACGGACUCGGUGUGGUGAUGACCGUGAUGAAGAGGAAACUAAGUGUAAAGGUUGGCGUGGUGCGUGAUAUGAAAAUUGCCGCCGUCGUUGAAAAUUGACUGUUGUGACUACCGUCAUGCGUGUGGAAUCCCAAUAUACCAGGAAAAUGAA
Messenger RNA from Pollicipes pollicipes, 3193 nucleotides. Its product is annotated as glycogen phosphorylase. Bases 210 to 2738 code for a protein of 842 amino acids. The transcript is spliced from 15 exons. NCBI's taxonomy places the organism in Eukaryota, Metazoa, Arthropoda, Thecostraca, Pollicipedomorpha, Pollicipedidae. The record is from RefSeq and is a predicted model, not a curated record. Gene Ontology annotation, biological process: glycogen catabolic process. Gene Ontology annotation, cellular component: cytoplasm. Gene Ontology annotation, molecular function: glycogen phosphorylase activity; pyridoxal phosphate binding.